ACUCAUAAAAAGAAUAUCACUAGCUAGUUAAAACCCUAAAUUCCUAGAAUGGCGGAGGUUGCUACCGAAAUUGCAAAGAAGGUGGAGGCAAAGGCGGAGACGCCAGUGACCGUGGCACCAACUAAAACGGUGGAGGCUGCAAGGGCGGAAGAAGCUGAGACCAAGGUGACGGUGGCACCUCCCAAACCGGUCGAGGCUACAAACAAAUCGGCAGAAGAGACGUCUAGCUUGGUGGGAAAGCUUGAGACAGAAGUGGAGAUCAAAGCUUCUGCCGGCCAGUUCCACCACAUGUUCACCGGGAGACCACACCAUGUUUCCAAAGCUUCUCCAGGAAACAUUCAAGGCUGUGAUCUGCACGAAGGGGAAUGGGGGAAACCCGGUUCUAUCAUCUUCUGGAACUACGUUCAUGAUGGAGAGGCAAAGGUAGCAAAGGAGAGGAUCGAGGCGGUGGAGCCGGAGAAGAACCUGAUCACAUUUAGGGUUAUAGAUGGUGAUCUGAUGAAAGAGUACAAAAGCUUUUUGCUCACGAUCCAAGUGACCCCUAAGCACGGUGGGACAGGGAGUAUUGUGCACUGGCACCUUGAGUACGAGAAGAUUAGCGAGGAGGUUGCUCAUCCCGAGACUCUCCUCCAGUUCUGUGUUGAAGUCUCCAAAGAGAUCGACGAACAUCUCUUGGCCGAUGAAUAAAUCAAAGGAAUGUGUGUUGUGCCUUAAGUUAUGUAUUUUUAUUAAGACGCGCAAUAAAGGACUAUGGAGCCAUAUCUUUGUGAGAGAUAAAUUAAGAGUGUGCGAUGCUUAUGUGUGUGUAUGCUAAGAUCGUAUUUACGUUGUAAGUUGUAACUAUGAGAAGCGACGUGUACUAGCUAUGAUGAGUCUACUAUAUAAUAAGACUACAGUAUGCUGUUUUUCUAUAGCAUCUGUUUGGUUUUACGGAUC
Molecule: messenger RNA, 936 nt
Organism: Eruca vesicaria subsp. sativa (arugula)
Lineage: Eukaryota; Viridiplantae; Streptophyta; Magnoliopsida; Brassicales; Brassicaceae
Source: the annotation of a GenBank genome assembly